AUGGGUCUUGGAGGUCAUGUAACGCCUUUAUUUGAACUAGCAAAAGCUAUGCAACAUCAUAAUGUUACAUUUCUCACUUCAAAAUUGGCUCAAACCUAUAUUAAUUUCGAUGCUUAUACUUCGCCUUCUUUUCACAUUAUCUAUUCAAAUGAUUCACUCGAUGCAUUUUUAACAGAGAAAAAUCAGGAAGAAGAACUCUGGUCCACUAUUGCCAAUCUAUCAAUAAUUAAUGCUUGGCCAUUCGUAGUACCAGUAUUCGCCGACAUGAUCUCAUUGCUUCUCAAGAAGACCAUUCAAACGCUCACAAACGAACAUUUCGAUGUGAUUGUGUCCAGUAAAAUGAUUAUUGGUGUACCUGUUUUAUGUCAGAAGAUGAACAUACCUUGUGUUAUUCAAAGUCCUGGUGUAAUGCCCAACAUGUUCGAUUUCAAUUUACCAAAUACUUUUGCAUUGACAACAACAAAAGAUGUAACUCGACUUUCAUCACGUCUUUACAAUGUUGCUUUUACUCUACGAAUGCUAACAAAAAUAGUACCAACAAUAGUACCUACUCUCUAUCUAUUUCUUCAAUCACUUCCACAAGUACCAGGACCCUUUUAUGAUAGUUUCACAAUUAAAAAUUUACUAUUUUCAAACUCAAAAUGCUUAAAACUGAUCAGUAUGCCUAUGAGAUUUUAUGUACCCACCUAUUCAACUCAAUACACGAAAUAUUUGGGUGCAUUUGUAGAUGAGACAUUUAUUGUUGAUCAAGACACAGAUCUCAAUCAAUGGGUAAAAUCUAAACCAUCAAAAUCGAUUGUAUAUGGAGCAUUUGGUAGUACUUCACUCAUUUCUUAUAAUCGAAUGCUUAACUUAACAAUUGGACUAACAAAUUUUCUUUUACAAACAAAUCAUACUUUUCUUUUGUUAGCAUUUCGUCGUGCAAAUUUCAAUACGUAUCAAGCAGUCUUGAAAGAUUUGCAUAGUGAUGAGUUGAAGAAUCUUCUGCUCGAUAAAAAUCGAGUGCGUAUUGAAGAAGGUUUUAUUCAACAGAAAUGGGUUCUACAACAAGAAUCUGUCAAAAUAUUUUUAAGUCAUUGUGGGAUGGGAUCACUAUUAGAAUCAAUUUAUUUUGGUAAACCAAUUGUGUGUAUGCCAUUCAAUGUCGAACAAUUUUCCAAUGCAAUUACUGUAGAGAAUUUAGAUGUUGGAAAAUCAUUAUUCAUUCCACCUUCAGCUUGGCAAUCUUUCAUAGAUCCAUAUAAUUUUCCUAAUUAUGAAUUUACAUUUGAUAGUGUUACAAACAAUAUGAUGACAUUGUGGAUGAAUGGAACACAUGAGAAUGCUGUCAAGUUCAUGUCAUUGGAAAUGAAAUAUGCUGGUGGUACUAAACGUGCUGUUGAAGAAAUUGAGUUUUUUGUCAAAUUAAAUGGUGAUCUUGAUCGUUUUGAAUCAUUUCAAAGUACUUUACCAUUCUAUCAACGAUACAUGUUCGAUCUUUUACUUAUAUAUAUUGUAUUGCCAGGAACAAUAUUAUUCUUUACAAUUCGUCGAUGUUGCCAACGUUCAACAAAACAAAAACGUGAUUAA
Molecule: messenger RNA, 1569 nt
Organism: Adineta steineri
Lineage: Eukaryota; Metazoa; Rotifera; Eurotatoria; Adinetida; Adinetidae
Source: the annotation of a GenBank genome assembly